AUGGAAUCCCCUUCCACAGCCGCCCCCAAAACCAAGGUCCAACGACCGGACGAUCGCCUCACUCUCCCGGGGUUUGGUCUUCGACUGGACUAUACUCCCAAGGCAAUGAAUGCAUAUGGAGUCAGGACUCGUUCGUUGUUCCCAACAGUGUUGGAUGAUCGGGAUAUCGAAGCCGGUUAUAUCGAUCAACCUGUUAUGACAAUCCGAGAGAAGAAAAUGCUCCGCAUAAUCAAUGAGUUUACGGAUAUAAAGGAUUGGUUUGAGAAGAUUUUUGAUGAAUGCUACGUGCAAAGCUGGACUCAAGAAUUGAAAGAAGACCCAGAAACGACGGAUAGAAUGGUUGAGUGGCUAACCGCCGAGCUUAGAUUCAAAGCUAAGGUCGCCGGAAAGGUGGGCUUCAUCAACAUCUUCUACGCUGAUGUUGUCAAAUCCUGUGCAGAUUUCUUUCAGCACGAGAAAUUUCGGACUGAGUUAUGUAAUGCAAUUCUUAGACUUGAGCAGGGAUUGGGACUGGCUCCAGAGUAUCAGAUGGCCACUGAAGAGAGAGAAUCAGACUAUGUACAUCCGUCCUUCUUCCCAGUGGUAUUCGGCAAAACAAGGGUUCUUCGAGAUCGUAUAAUUGGUAUUGAUGAUGCCAUAUCAAGCAUGGGACAGGGAGAGAUUAUUCCCGUGCCCGAAGACCCUGGCCCUUCGCGCCAAGAAUUGAGCUGGAAUAUUGCCUCACGUUCGGAUAUCAUGCCGCGUCCUUAUAGCUCACGGUUCCAAUGGCUUCCUACCGAUGUCUAUUUUCGACCUGAUGGGACUGCUUAUUUCGCCAGUUAUAUCAACAACAUCCACCCAACAAGAGAUAAACCACUCUAUCAAAUUCUAGAGAAGUUACUAGACAAGAUCAUUCCCAUGUGGAAUAUGUCUCUUACCCCAAUCAAGAGCCCGAUUCAUCCUCGGGCUCGAAUCGAGCUGCAGGAAGUUCGGUAUGUGGAGAAGAAUCCUGGCAAGACAGAACCAAAACCAGAGGAAAGCCCGCAAGAGGAACGUGGUAACUAUGAAGACAGAUUACGGGCCUGGAGGAGGAAGUGGUUCAAAGCCGUGCAACCUGAACCCGGAAAAUUUGCACCAGUUGGGAUUCCACCUGAAUUAAUGGAUGAAAUGCCUCCUGCAGAGAAGAAUAAGCAUCGAAUAUUGGACAUGAUGAACUUGAAGAAGGAGUAUGGCCAUCGAGGAUUGCAAGUUCUUUUGAGGAUAGCAGAUAUGAAGCCGACUCCUGAUGAACCGGUAUUCGAAGUUCCCUGGCAUAUGGAGGGGCAGAUUAACGAACACAUCUGCGCCUCGGCAAUCUAUAUUUUUGAGAUGCAAAAUAUCGAUAGUGUUCGUAUGCAUUUUCGGCAAAUAUCCGACACCCGAGCCUUCCAAGACCUAAAUUACGAGCGUGGAGAUACCGUUUGGCUUGAAGAAAUCUUCGGUUUGAGGCAUGAUGAAUCCCCGGUGCAGGACGUCGGUUACAUUGAAUGUGCUCAGGGAAAAAUGAUUGCAUGGCCCAACACCGUACAGCACAAUAUGAUCUUCACAUUAAAAGACAAAUCACAAGUGGGACACGUGCACGCCGUCAACUUCAUGUUAGUUGAUCCAAAUAUCAGGAUAAUUUCAACAGCAAACGUGCCCCCACAGCGAUUGGAUUGGAGACCCGAGACGGAGGAGGCGGAAAAGAGAGGCAUAGAUGUGAGGACACUUUCGGUAGAGGAGAAACUAAAGAUUCUGCCGAGAGAAGGGGAUUUCCCAUGGGUCUUACAGGAGGCGAGAGACAUCUUGAUGCAGAACAAGGACGAGCGGAAGAAGUUCAAUCACUAUCAGAAUGUCGCUUUUCAUUCGAAGAAUAUUUCGCUUUGA
Molecule: messenger RNA, 1884 nt
Organism: Talaromyces amestolkiae
Lineage: Eukaryota; Fungi; Ascomycota; Eurotiomycetes; Eurotiales; Trichocomaceae
Exons: 4
Coding region: 1-1884 (627 amino acids)
Source: RefSeq, a predicted model, not a curated record